Daldinia decipiens is the source of this 2002-nucleotide messenger RNA. RefSeq names its product putative transporter. Lineage: Eukaryota; Fungi; Ascomycota; Sordariomycetes; Xylariales; Hypoxylaceae. Gene Ontology annotation, molecular function: transmembrane transporter activity. The transcript has a single exon. The record is from RefSeq and is a predicted model, not a curated record. Gene Ontology annotation, biological process: transmembrane transport. Bases 197 to 1864 code for a protein of 555 amino acids.
CUUAUCAUGAUGAAUCUUUGUUUCUUAAGGUCUAUGCUAGUAUUCUAAACCCAUUUACAAUUCACUGCUUGGCUGUCAGAAACUUCCCGUUAAUUAUCAAGCUUUUCUUUUUCUACAAUAUUCCAUCCCGACCACUUGAAAACUACGACUCAGCCUUUACUACUAGGGACAUCUUCGCAUUAUAAGUUGCGCGCUUAUGGCUGAUGAGCUGAAAAAUGACGAGCCCCUCGGUUCGGCAGUACAGGUUUCGGCCAUAGACUCCCUAGCCGAAAAUCUGUCUCCUAUCCCGGUUGUAGAGCAUACGCCUAAAACUUCAAGAGACUUGCGGUUCUGGCUCGUCAUCCUAUCCGGUUGCUUGGUAGAUUUUACGACUGCCCUAGACGCCACCAUAAUUACCACCGCACUCCCUAAAAUCACAACUGCGAUUCAUGGAGAGAAACAGUAUGUCUGGCUGGCAAACACGUACGUCCUCGCUUCAACAGCGGUGAUGCCAUUCGUCGGACAGACGUCCAACAUUUUCGGUCGCCGAAUGCCAAUGAUCAUAUCUGUGAUACUAUUUUCCAUUGGCAAUGCGCUUGCCGGCGCUUCGGUCAGCUCUGCCAUGUUAAUAGCAUCAAGGGUCGUCACCGGACUUGGCGGUGGAGGCAUAUUCGUGCUAAAUGAUUUGAUUAUCUGCGAUCUCGUGCCAGUUCGGGAAAGAUCCAAGUUCCUUGGCUUCCGAAUUACAAUCGCGACAAUAGCGACUAUCAUUGGACCUGUUUUAGGUGGUGUCCUGGGGCAAUCUUCGUGGCGCUGGGUAUUCUUCAUUAACCUCCCUUUCUCAGGCAUAGCUCUGCUCAUAAUGGUUCCGUUCCUCAGAUUGAAACAUAAGCGAGAGCCUACAUGGGCGAAGAAGUUAGCGCGCGUUGACUUUCUCGGUAAUAUUCUCUUUGUCGCCUCCAUCAUCGCGAUCCUUUUUGGGCUCAUCAUGGGUGGAACACUGUACCCCUGGUCAUCUUGGCAUAUCAUUGUGCCUCUGGUUCUUGGUUUCAGCGGUUGGGCCGUUUUUCACACCCAUCAGGCCUCCCCAAUUUGCAAGGAGCCGAGCAUGCCACCGCUGCUGUUUGGAAAUCGAACUUCUGUUGUUUGUCUUGCUUUGACCUUCAUCGCUUGCGGGUUGCUUGAAUGGGUGGUGUACUUUCUUCCAAUCUAUUUUCAGGCCCUCAAAGCUGCAUCGCCUCUGACAUCGGGAGUCGAUGUCCUUCCCUUCAGCAUAUUUUAUGUUCCUUUGGCGGUUCUAACAGGUGGGAUAAUGUCAAAAUUCGGGAAGUACAAGCCGAUCCAUUGGGUCGGGUUUGCAUCUACAUCCGUAGCCUGUGGACUGCUGUCCAUCUUAGACGCCUCUUCUCCUACAGUGGAAUGGGUCUUUUUCCAGCUUAUCCUUUCAGUUGGUGCUGGCUGUACUCUGAUCAGUAUUCUCCCUGUUAUCCAAGCAUCUCUACCCGAGACAUACGCGGCCACAGCAACAGGCACGUUUAAUUUUGUUCGUAACUUUGGUUUUGUUUGGGGGAUUACUCUCCCAUCAAUAAUUUUCAACGCACGCAUUGAUCAGAAUCUUCACUGGAUCCAAGAUGAGGCCAUCCGUCUCCAGCUCCGCAAUGGUGCGGCGUACGGCUAUGCAGGUACAGGCGCAAUCAACCAACUUCCUGACCAGACGAUGAUACAAGUACAUGACGUAUACGCAUCUGCGUUGAAAACAUUAUGGCAAGUUGCCGCUGGAAUCGCUGCCCUUGCAUUCAUCUUGGUGUUCAUCGAGAAAGACUUGGUACUCAGCAUGGAUUUGGAAACCGAUUUCGGCAUGGAGGAAACGAAGCAGGAAAAAUGAUUGCCGAUCACUUAACAGUAAUAUAGAUGCUACGAUCAAGAUUGUGUAGUUGCCGUCGCUUAAUAAACACAAUUUCAGAAAUAGCAAUGUGUCGAUCAUAUACGUGUAAUUAAUACGUGAUUACGGGGCAUCUAUGAG